Molecule: messenger RNA, 1359 nt
Organism: Penicillium mononematosum
Lineage: Eukaryota; Fungi; Ascomycota; Eurotiomycetes; Eurotiales; Aspergillaceae
Exons: 1
Coding region: 1-1359 (452 amino acids)
Biological process (GO): cellular response to nitrosative stress; nitric oxide catabolic process
Cellular component (GO): intracellular anatomical structure
Molecular function (GO): FAD binding; oxygen binding; heme binding
Source: RefSeq, a predicted model, not a curated record
AUGUCUGCUCAAGUCACCAUCCCUGCACGAGUACUCGUUGGCUCUGCGCUUGCAUAUUUUAUCUUCAAUUCUAUCAACGCUAUUCGAAACCGACCAAAUUUGAAGCAUUCUUCACGGCCUGCUUCUCUCACGCCUGGACAGAUCGAGAUCAUCAAAGCCACCAUUCCAGUCCUCGAAGAGCAUGGGUACACAAUUUCGUCCGUUUUCUACCAGACCUUGCUUGCCGAGCAUCCGGAAUUGAACGAAGUCUUCAAUACCGCCAACCAGGCUAGCGGACACCAAGCUCGCGCUUUGGCUGGUGCUCUCUAUGCAUACGCCUUGCAUAUUGAUGACUUGGCCGCACUUGGCCCUGCUGUUGAAUUGAUUUGCAACAAGCAUGCGUCUUUGUAUAUUUCACCCGGGGACUAUGGAAUCGUUGGGGAGUAUUUGCUCCGUGCCAUGAAAGAAGUCUUGGGCAGUGCAUUGACAAAAGAUAUCCAUGACGCCUGGGAAACUGCAUAUUGGGCCCUUGCGAAUGUUCUGAUCAGCCGGGAAGCCGCUCUCUACAAGGAAAACUCUGGUUGGACUACUUGGCGCAACUUUAUGGUCAUUAGGAAGAAUAUCGAGUCCAGUGAGAUCACGUCCUUCUACUUGAAGCCGACCGAUAAAGAACCACUCCCAAUCUUCCGUCCCGGACAAUACAUUUCGGUGAAAGUCGACAUUCCUAGGCUCAAAUAUCUACAGCCUCGUCAGUACUCUCUCAGCGACAAGCCCCAAUCGGACUUUUAUCGAAUUAGCGUCAAGAAAGAGACAGGGGCGGGCCUUACGUCGGGCGUGGACAACCCCUCUGGCUAUGUUUCGAACGUUCUUCAUGAUGAGACCGAAGAAGGAGAUAUCAUUCAAGUAUCCCAUCCGCGCGGUGACUUCUUCUUGACUUCUGAGCACUCAACACAUCCUCUUGUGCUGCUAUCGGCUGGUGUAGGAAUCACUCCUAUGAUGUCAAUUUUGAACACUAUUAUUGCAAGCUCCAUUGACCGCAAGGUUCACUUCAUUCAUGGAUCGCGUACCACCAAAGCACGUGCAUUCCAAGACCACGUCCAAGCUUUAGCCAAACAGCAUCGCAACAUCCAGGUGACACUCUUCACCGUCCAGCCCUCGAAUGAGGACACCAAAGGGGUCACGUAUCAUCACACUGGCCGCGUUAAUCUCGAGAAGCUGAGCCCAGAUGCUGACCUGUAUCUGGACAACAAGUACACGGAAUACUACGCCUGCGGCCCCGAAGGCUUCAUGAGCGAUACGUCGGCGGCCUUGAAAGCGCGCUCGGUCACCUCAGAUCGGAUCAAAUUAGAGUUGUUUGGAACUGGCGGAGCGCCACAGUGA